Messenger RNA from Colius striatus (speckled mousebird), 2602 nucleotides. RefSeq names its product Bruton tyrosine kinase (gene BTK). The coding region runs from base 522 to 2498 and encodes 658 amino acids. Gene Ontology annotation, molecular function: ATP binding; protein binding; non-membrane spanning protein tyrosine kinase activity. Lineage: Eukaryota; Metazoa; Chordata; Aves; Coliiformes; Coliidae. The record is from RefSeq and is a predicted model, not a curated record. Gene Ontology annotation, biological process: peptidyl-tyrosine autophosphorylation; T cell receptor signaling pathway; adaptive immune response. The transcript is spliced from 19 exons.
GCGGGGCCGUGGGGUCCCGGGGCAGACCGUGCGAUGCGGGGCUGCGGGAGCAGGAGCGGGCAGCCCGCAGGAACGCGGUGCAGCCCCCCGCCCGCCCCGCUGCCCGUGCCCCCGGUGCCACGUCCCGGCUCCGCAUCCCCUCCGUGCGGGGCAGGCUCGGGACGCGGUGCCCCCGUGGGAGGUGACCCGGCUGUCUCCAGGAGGAAACGCAGCUGCUGCUUUUGAGUCAGAAACCAGCAAAAGGAGAACCGAAAGGGUGGGGUGGGCCGGCCCCGGCCCGUCCUUCCUCCCCGCGCGGCCGACCCCGCGCCACAGCCACGCCGAGCCCAGCGCCGGGCCGCGCGGGGAGCGGGACGCGGGAGCUGCGGGAGCGCCGCUGAUCCCCCCCUGGGGGUCGCGGCCCCCCUGGGGCAGGCAGGAGAGAGCUCCUGAGCGAGGUUUUGGACGCAGCCAGUGCCGUGUGGGUGUCGCCCUGCCCUCGGUCCCUGAGCCAGCACGGCGUGGGGCCGCCCCGGGCUGCCAUGGCCAGUGUCCUCCUGGAGAGCAUCUUCCUGAAGCGCUCGCAGCAGAAAAAGAAAACAUCGCCCCUCAACUUCAAGAAGCGGCUGUUCCUGCUGACGGAGAGCAAGCUGUCCUACUACGAGUAUGACUUUGAGCGGGGGCGCCGGGGCAGUAAGAAGGGCUCAGUGGACAUUGAGAAGAUCACCUGUGUGGAGACCGUGGUGCCUGAGAACAACCCUCCCCCUGAGCGGCAGGUCCCGAGGAAAGGAGAGGAUUGCAACAACAUGGAGCAGAUCUCCAUCAUCGAACGGUUCCCUUACCCCUUCCAGGUGGUGUACGACGAGGGGCCCCUCUACGUCUUCUCCCCGACGGAGGAGCUGCGCAAGCGCUGGAUCCAUCAGCUGAAGAGCGUGAUCCGGUACAACAGCGACCUGGUGCAGAAGUAUCACCCCUGCUUCUGGAUCGAUGGGCAGUACCUGUGCUGCCUCCAGACAGCCAAGAAUGCCAUGGGCUGCCAGAUCCUGGAGAGCAGGAAUGGCAGUUUGAAAGUCGGGCGGUCGCAUCGCAAGACAAAGAAGCCUCUUCCUCCCACUCCUGAGGAGGAUCAGAUGGCAAUGAAGCCCCUGCCUCCUGAGCCCACCCCCAGCACGGCGGCUGAGAUGAAGAAGGUGGUGGCCCUCUACAACUACGUGCCCAUGAAUGCUCAGGACCUGCAGCUGCAGAAGGGGGAGGAGUACCUCAUCCUGGAGGAGAACAACCUGCCAUGGUGGAAAGCCAGGGACAAGAAUGGGAGGGAAGGAUACAUCCCCAGCAACUAUGUCACGGAAACCAGCGAUUCCUUGGAGAUCUUUGAGUGGUACUCAAAGAACAUCACUCGGAGCCAGGCAGAGCAGCUGCUGAAACAGGAGGGGAAGGAAGGGGGCUUCAUUGUCCGAGACUCCACCAGCAAGACAGGGAAAUACACUGUUUCUGUCUAUGCCAAGUCCUCAGUAGACCCCCAGGGCAUGAUCCGGCAUUAUGUGGUGUGCUGCACCCCCCAGAACCAGUAUUACCUGGCAGAGAAGCACCUCUUCAACACCAUCCCCGAGCUCAUCACCUACCAUCAGCACAACUCUGCUGGCCUCAUAUCCAGGCUGAAGUACCCUGUGUCUCAACACAAGAAGAGUGCUCCUUCCACAGCUGGCCUUGGCUAUGGGUCGUGGGAGAUUGACCCCAAGGAUCUGACCUUCCUGAAGGAGCUGGGGACGGGGCAGUUUGGAGUGGUGAAGUAUGGCAAGUGGAGGGGCCAGUACGACGUCGCUGUCAAGAUGAUCAGGGAAGGCUCCAUGUCAGAGGAUGAGUUUAUUGAUGAAGCCAAAGUCAUGAUGAACCUGUCUCAUGAGAAGCUGGUGCAGCUCUAUGGGGUGUGCACCAAGCAGCGUCCCAUCUUCAUCAUCACCGAGUACAUGGCCAACGGCUGCCUCCUGAGCUUCCUGAGGGAGAGCCGGCAGCGCUUCCAGCCUGCCCAGCUGCUGGAGAUGUGCAAGGAUGUCUGUGAAGCUAUGGAGUACCUGGAAUCCAAGCAGUUCCUGCACAGAGACCUGGCUGCUCGCAACUGUCUGGUGAACGACCAAGGGAUUGUCAAGGUGUCAGAUUUUGGCCUUUCCAGGUACGUUCUGGAUGAUGAGUACACCAGCUCCAUGGGCUCAAAGUUUCCAGUGCGGUGGUCUCCCCCAGAAGUGCUUCUGUACAGCAAGUUCAGCAGCAAGUCUGACGUGUGGGCGUUUGGCGUCCUCAUGUGGGAAGUUUACUCGCUGGGGAAGAUGCCUUACGAGAGGUUCAGCAACAGCGAGACCACAGAGCACGUCAUCCAGGGGCUGCGUCUGUACCGGCCGCAGCAAGCCUCGGAGCGGCUCUACGCCAUCAUGUACAGCUGCUGGCACGAGAAGGCGGAGGAGCGUCCCAGCUUCACGGCGCUGCUCAGCAGCAUCCUGGACGUGACGGACGAGGAGCCCUGAGGCGGCACCUGCGGCACUGCCGGACUGUCACACGGCCGCGGCCAGGCCGGGCUGAGCCCGGGGAAGGGCUCCCGCGGGGGCCGCACAAUAAACGAUCGAGCGCC